GUUCUGCAACCCUAAUUUCUCCCGCCAUUUUCCCCGUUUUAUGUCGCUUAGGAAAAGCCCAUGCCAUUUACCUUGGUGCGUCAUAGACGUAAGGGAUGCUAUUCACCUUUGAGCUUCAUAUUGACUGUCGUUAGGCUUAGUAAGCCCUGUGUUGUGCGCCCCUCAUCGGGCAGUCCCUUUGGCCGAAAUAUUGUUCCGUUUUUGUCGCGUAAUUUUAUUCGCUCUAUUUGGUGUCCGCUUGUCUUAUCACAAUACUCGGAGGUCAUGCCUGUUAGCCCAGAUCCGCCCAGUUAGUCUAACCUAUGUCUAAUUAAGUCCUAAUUUCGGCUUACGCGUCUACUCCUCUAACAUAACAUGGACGGCUCGAGCCGCUCAUCAGGACAGGGCCAAUGGCCGCCGCGCAAUUUAGGCAUCACAGCGAGCCCGGGGCGAAACCCUAACGGACUUAACGCGACAACUCCGGGGCGAUCCCUCGGUGCGUCUGGCGGGAGUGGGCGAGGCAGAGGGAGUGGCGGCGUUCGUUCCUCCGGCAAGCCCGUUAAAAAACAGACGGCCGAGCGAUCCGACGACGAAGGCGAUCGACCGGACCGAUGGCAAGACGGCCCCACCGUUAACAGAACCAACUCGUACAGUAACCCGGUAGCGUACUCGGAAGAUGACCUGACGCCACGUGGCAUGCCGUCGCCGUCGCCACGUGGCGGGUAUGGCAGGGGAGGUGGCGGGAGGGGGUCGGCGAGUAGGCGGAGGCGGCCAUCGGGGGAUGGCAGUAUGGACAUGGGCGAGAGCGGGUACAGCUCGGCGCGCAGUGCGUCAAGACGGGAGCCCAUGGACGAGGACGAGCGCUUUUCCCGAACCAGCAGCUUCGGCCAAGCCUCGGUCAGUUCGGCCCAUUCCGAGCGCAUGCUCGACGACGAGCGGGGGCCAGACGGGGCGCGCCCCUCCGUCUCGCGCACCUCCUCCUCCUCCUCCGCCGUCUCCGCCCUCUCCGCAAUGUCCACCGCUUCCGCGCGCAGCCCUGCGCCCACGCGCUCGAAACUCGGCAUGGGCGGAAGCGGAAGCGCGAGCGGGGGGGAGGAACGUGUGCACUAUUCCCGCGCGAAGACAAUCGCGGCGGUGGGGCGCGGGGCGGACAAUAGGACGAUCUCGGGGAAGGAUGUUCCGCGGCAGCGCCUGCCCAUGCUUCCGCCGCCCGGAGCUCCGCAAGUCGUGCAGUGCCAGUGGUGUUUCCAAACCCUAGCGGUGCCCAUCAACCUGCCGCCGCCCAAGAAGGGCCAGCAGAAACUGCGGUGCGGCAAGUGCCUCAAGGUGUCGCGCUACGCCGUCUUCCUCCCGCCCACGGCGGAAGAGGACGAGGAGGCGGAAGAGCAACAGGCGCACGCGCAGGCGCAGGCGCAGGCGCAGCGGCAACGGCGGCAGCAGCAGCAGCCGCAGCGGGGGGAAGAGGGGGAAGAGGUGGAGGAGGACGAGGAGGAGCAGCAGGGGCUGUCCGCGCGGGGAAGGUCCGCGUCAGGGAACUUUAGGGCCUCGCGGAGUUUCCAGGGCACGCAGCAGCCACAGGCGGGGGGGAUGGGCGGGGGGCGCGCAAGCGCCAGCGUCGGCAGGGGCGCGGGGAGCAUGUCAGAGGACGAUUCAGGGGCGGGGAUGAGGGGAGCGGGCGGCAGGCGGGGCAUGAGCGGUUCAGCGCGCGGGGGGGCGGGUGGGGGAGGCGGGGGAAGGGACAGUGAGGCGGGGAGCGAGUAUGGGGACCAAGGGGGAGGGGGGAUGCCCUUCCGCCCCCUCCCACCAGGCGGGCACCGCAGAUCCGGCUCUAAUAGCUCCGCGGCUAGCAGCAGCAGCUUGCGCCAGCAGCAGUACGGGGGCGCGGGGCCAGGCCCAGGGGGAGGCGGAAUGGGCGGAGUGGGGGAGCCAAUGGGCGCGGGUCCGCGCAGUGCAAGGGGGGCGAUGCCUGGCGGGGGAUUUCCCCAGCCUCACUCGCGGAAGUCGUCUGUAGAGUCAAGCGGAAUGGGGGGCGGAGGCGGGUGGGAGGAAGGGGGAGGGGAGAAUGGCGGGGGCGGGGGAGGGGGAGGAGGGCCAGUAGGGGGCGGGAGAGUUGGCAGAAGAGGGAAUAAUAGCCGGGGAGGGGAUGAGGAGUAUUACCACCAGCAGCAGCAGCAGCAGCAGCAGCAGCAGCUGCAGUACCAGUAUGGGCCUGGUAGUGCGCGGGGGGAACCAGGCAGGGGGGAUGGGCGGUCCCCCCUGGGAAAGCAGCACUCUGGCGGGUUCCCCCCGGUCUCCCCCUCCCCCAGAGGCCGCGGGCGGGGCGGGCAGCAGUUCGGGCAGCAGCAGCAAUACGGGCAGCAGUAUAAUCAGCAGUACGGGCAGCAGCACCAAGGGCUGGAUUCGCUCCCCCUUUCCCCCGCGGAGGAAGCCCCCAGUCCCAGACCCAUGGGGAGGGGAAGAGGGGGGAUGGGGGGAGGGGGAAUGGGCGGAGGGGGCAUGGCGGGGAGAGGCGUGGGUAGCCCGAGAUCAGGGGGGAGAGGGAUGACGCGGGGGGAAAUGGGGCCGGGGAGGGGCGGAGGGGGCGGGGGAGGGGGGCCCGCAGGGAGAGGAGGUAUGGGGGCAAUGGGGAGGGGGGCGCAGGUGGGAAGGGGGCGAGGAGGAAUGGUGGGGGGGAGGAGGGGAGUGGAAGAGGAAGAAGAGGAGGAAGAGGAGGAAGAAGAAGAGGAAGAGGAAGAGGAGGAGGAGGAAGAGGAGGAGGAGGAGGAAGAGGAGGAGGAGGAGGGGGUGGGGGGUGGUCAGGCGUAUCAGAGGAGAGUGGUGGUGAACAGUGUGCCAAUCCCGGAUCACCAGGUGGCGGAAGCUGAGAGGCUGGCUGGCCCCAUCAAUCCGGGCACCUAUUGGUAUGACGUGGAUGCCGGCUUCUGGGGAGUGGUGGGCGGGCCAUGUCUCGGGAUCAUUCCGGCGGGCAUAGAGCAACUCGCAAUGGGGCCACUGCAGAGACAAGCUUCCGGGGGCCGGUCACGGGUGGCGGGCAUAGAGCAACUCGCAAUGGGGCCACUGCAGAGACAAGCUUCCGGGGGUCGGUCUCGGGUGGUGGUGAACGGGCGGGAGCUGCACCGGCGAGACCUGGAUAUCCUCAUGCAGCGGGGUCUGUCGGACGAGCCGGGGGUGGCGUACCUGCUGGAUAUCGACGGCAACCUUGUGGACGCUGCAACCGGGGAGGAUCUGCCCCCCGGCCUCGGGAAACUCGCUCCUUCGCUUGAAGUGAAAGGAAGAGGGGCCGGCAUGUACGUCCCCAAGUAGACAUUACGCACGUGGCAAAGUUGUGCGAGGGAAAAGAGCAUGAAUACACGUGGUGAAGUUACAUGCCCGACAUCGAUUCUGCUUUGUGCUAGUUUCUUGCGGUGCUGCGGCGACGCGACGCGACCGGAUGCGAUGCGCCGCGGCAUAAUCUAGUGCUACUAGUGUCUAACCCAUUGUUGCUGUGAUUUAGCAGGCUUGAGGAGAGGAUGGUCAGUGAAGCAGAGCGUAAGCUACAGUUCCUUAGGUGUGCUUGUGUGUUGCCUUUUUCUGCUUCCACUGUGUUCUUGUGGUAUGAUAAGCUAUAAUUCUGGUUCGGGUGGCUACUCAUAAGCGUGUGCGAGUAUUGCUUUGGCAAUUACAACU
Closterium sp. NIES-67 is the source of this 3645-nucleotide messenger RNA. Lineage: Eukaryota; Viridiplantae; Streptophyta; Zygnematophyceae; Desmidiales; Closteriaceae. The record is from the annotation of a GenBank genome assembly.